AUGCAUCAUGUAUUAAACGCAUUACAAUAUCAAGUAGAGUUUGAUAUGAAUGAUCGAACUCGUUCAUCUAGAUGGUAUAUUGCUUGUCAGAAAACUAAUUGCAAUACACUUAAUGUUGGAGAUUUAAUUUAUCAAAAUAAUUUAAUUGAUUUUAAUUUAGCAAAACUUUUAGAUAAAACAUCAGCUGGUUUAUCAAUAAGAUUUUCAUCUAGUUUUUAUAAAAUAUUUUUUAUAUCGAUAAUGAAAACAUUAUAA
Messenger RNA from Rotaria sordida, 255 nucleotides. The record is from the annotation of a GenBank genome assembly. NCBI's taxonomy places the organism in Eukaryota, Metazoa, Rotifera, Eurotatoria, Philodinida, Philodinidae.